Messenger RNA from Amoebophrya sp. A25, 3460 nucleotides. The record is from the annotation of a GenBank genome assembly. Lineage: Eukaryota; Dinophyceae; Syndiniales; Amoebophryaceae.
ACCAAAACCAAGAUCAAGAAUUAGUAGAGAAAGAACGGAUUUCUUCUUUUUUAUGUUAUUUUGUUUCCUAGAUAGACGUGCUCCACCGGUAUUAGUAGAGAAAGAGGAAACAUCAUGUGGGCAGCACGAUCAUGUUCGAGAAUCGGCCGCACCUCGUCAGAGAGGCUGCGCCCGAUGCAUCGCCAUUUCACGACCAGGACUACUGCGAGAUUUAGAGCAGCCACGGCGAGCAGCACCGGAAAUGGAGGUCAUCAUCAUGAUGAGCAGUCGGGUGCACACGCGAAUGCGUCAGGAUCCACGGCAGCGGUGGUUGGCGCAUCCGCGGUACUUGGAGGAGCUCUUAUCUACAAUAUCAACGAAGUGUCAUCAAGUCGUGACAAGCAGAUCAUGGAUCCGAAAAGCAGACUCACAAUUCCGAACUACAAGAACAUCAUGUUCAAGUCUGGCGCUGCAUCUUCAUCAAAUCUUGUAAUGUGUCAGGAGGAACCUCUCAGCCGGGAAUCGACUACAUCCACCUCUUCAAGAACGAUAAGCAUCGGUAGCGAAGUGGACGAUGAGCAUGCAUCCAAUAGCAAUCCCUUGGACGAAACAUCUAGUACGUCGGAUUUCUGUGCUGGCAAUACUUCUAGUGAAGCAUUGCCUGUAACCGCGGAAGCUGCAGAAGGGAUCCCGAGUUCCGUAAGAACUCGUACGAUGCAACAGAAGAACUCACAAAUGGACAAGAAAUUGUCGCGCGGUGUCGACGGGAAGCACGAGUGGGAGGCCAGUCAAGAACAUCAUAAAGAGCUGACUAGGUCUUUUUUGAAUGAGAAACCUGAUAAAGCGCAGAAGGACAAGAAUGACUUCAUGAUCAUAGCUGGAAACGGGAACCCGCGACUGGCGCGGAAAGUAGCGAAGCAUCUAGGAGUAGAGCUCUCUCCAGUCAUGCUGACGCAUUUCAACGAUGGGGAGUCUAGAAUCCACAUCAAGCAGAGCUGUCGAGGCAAGGACAUCUUCAUCAUCCAACCAACAUGUCCUCCCGUCAAUGAGAACUUAGUGGACUUGCUACUUAUGAUCUCAACCUGUAGACGUGCGUCUGCGAAACGGAUUACGGCAGUUGUGCCCUACUACGGAUAUGCUAGAGCGGAUAGAAAGUUAUGAACAUCAAAUUCAAAUUCUUUAUAAUUAAGAUAUUAUUAAGCCAAAGCUUACAAAUCUUAAUCUCGUCCGACUCUGACCCUGUGGUCUCCGACAAGGACAAAUAGAAUCCCUCCCUCAUGAUCUCUGCAUGUGUUAGAUAAUUGGCCGCCCAGCUUCAUCAAGCAACAGUAGUCGGGUCCCCAUAGCCGCAGCGGACGUCGCAGAGCUCAUAACCGCCAUGGGCGCAGACCGUGUAGUGUCAGUCGACUUACAUAAUGUUAAGGCCUUAUUUUUUGGUUCAUUUUAUCUUGUAAAAAUCAAUUGUGUUUCAACUUCAAGUACAACUAGUGCAGUCCUUGGGAAGAUGAUGGUCGCUUCUUUAAUAUGUCCUCCUCCUCGCCAAUUAAAAUAUUUAUAUUAUGCACGACAUGCAGCAGUGCUUUUGCCGUCACGAUAAGCAAGUACGUGCCAGCUCUUCUUCUAACAUCCGCGCCAUCCAGGGUUUCUUCCCACCGAAUAUACCUCUGGAUAACUUGAGUGCGAUGAGUUUGGGCGUCGAGUACUUUAGCAAAGAGAAGAAGGUCGAUCAGGAUUGUGUUGUCAUUUAUGAUACUGGUCUUAGAAAAAGAAAGUCCUGCUAGGUUUAUCUUAUAAUUAUGGCCUUAAUAUACAUAGAUUCAUUAUAUUUCAUAAUGCUAUUAUACGAGAGGCACCAGGCACCAUGACAUGACAUGACGGCAUGAAAAUUCUUGGCGAAGAUCUUUCGCCUGUUACUCAAAACAAUGUGGUCUUCAACAUGAUGUUUCUCAUGGCUGUCUUGCAAGAGAUACUGAGCCUAGUUCUUCGUGCAGCAUGAUCCCACUGGUACAAUUCGUUUCUAACGGCCUUCCCCUGACGCUGGUGGUGUUUACCGUGCCAGACAAUUUCAGGAGAGGCUCAUCAAGAUGGGCCAAAGCAACGCCUCUUUGGCGUUGAUUACGAAGCAAAGGAGCAAACCUGGCGAAAUCGAUCGAAUGGAUUUGAUCGGCACUGUUAUGGCCUGCUACGUACUUACUUCAACUUGAAAUAUCAAGUACCUCCUCACCUCGAUCUACCUCUAAGUUCCUCCGCGACAAGGACGUGACGAGAGUUUUCUAAGCCGCUUAACUUUAUUGAGCAACUAAAAACAAUAUCAAUAACAAAAAAUUCAAUCUGGCAAUAAUAAAAAUUCCAUCUGGAAAUAAUAGAUUACGUAACCUCCUCCCAUAGCUAUAGCAGGAUCUUGUUAAGUAAGAGUUUCCCCUUUCUCAGAGGUGUGCUGCAAAUCUAGACUGGCUUCUUCCUUUUCAUAAGGUUGGGGCUUUCUUAGGUCCAGCCGCGCCCAAAGCACUAACGUAAAGCAACCGGUUAGCUUUCGCCUCUAUCGUUAGGCCUAGCCCUUCAAACAAUUCAUACAUUGAUGAAGAUCAACAAGUACCUCCUCGCCUCGAUCUACCUCUAAGUCCCUCCGCGACAAGGACGUGAUUAUCGUUGACGAUCUGGUCGACACUGCGGGAACGCUCUGUGAGGCGGCCAGACAUUUGAAGCUAGCUGGUGCGAAGCGUAUUUUCGCGUUCAUCACUCAUGGCGUUCUCAGUGGAAACGCUCUCGAACGGAUUCGUAGUUCAAAUCUAGAGGAGCUCGUCGUCACCGACUCCAUCCCCGGAGACGAUGGCCGGUUCAAGGUCGAGAAUAUCAAAAUCAUUUCGCUUUAUGGCGGGAUAGUACUUAGAUUUACUUGUGCUUGUAGUAUCUUUGGAUUAAGUGUUGAAGAUCUUUAUGGAUUAAGUGAAGAUCUUUAUGGAUUAAGUGAAGAUCUCUAUGGAUUAAGUGAAGAUCUCUAUGGAUUAAGUGAAGAGCUUUAUGAGGGCUGGCGUUGGCGAGGUUUGGUUAUAAAGGGCGGAUGAAGUCGAGCAUUUUUUUUACUAAGUACCCGAAUGCACUUACACAGAAUUUUGCGUACCAGAAUUUGCUCUAACCUUCAGCAGUGCUGGUGGCAGACGGGGUUCGACGGAUUUAUCAGAAAGAAUCGCUAUCAUGGGAGACCAUUGAGCAGUUCAUAUAAGAAUUCCUGGAUGUCGAUGAGGGCACGAAGAACUACCCUUUUUCUGUAGACUUAUACAACGGUUGAGUUACCACCUUUUUUGUAUACAACAACGUUUUAAUGGUACUGGGUGCCACAACAUUUUUCAUGAAAAGAGAAAUGAGGAUGAUAAGACUAAGACUAUAUGAAAGACUAAAUGAAGUUCUUAAAGAAUGAGAUUCCAGAGAUAGAAAGUUGAAGUUCUUGAUGUACUGCGUAGCUCAUUCUCAUAUUUUGCAG